AUGCAGGUGCGUGAGAAGUAUUGUUCUAUUGAGGAAAUAUCUUGGAGUGAUGCGUCAGAUGAGGUAAAAGUUGAAAUCUUGAUUGCAAGAUUUGAGGAUGGAGGAAGGCAAUUUUCAGAAGAUCCUCUUCUAGUGUUACUCAAGAAAUGGCCAGCAAGUGAAACAUUUUCUGAUAAUCCAAGAUUAAUAGAGGCAGAGGUAUGUUUUAAACUGUUGUUACAUCAAUUUUGAAAUUGGUGGUAAUCCUAGCAAUCUGAUUGGCUCUCAGUAGCGCCAUUAGUUAGGAAUCGCAUUGAAAUUGCUAUACAUUGCAUUUUUCCUCAACCAGUGAGAAUGGAACAAUUGAACUCAUCUAAUCAGAUUUCAGAUUACAGCACAGUGACUAGUUUGAAAAUUGCACUCUUUUUUUAGUUUAUUAUUAUAACUGUUGGAUCAAAAAGAUAUUGGUGCUUGCCAAUGAUAUAAAGUGGAAAAUUUAAACGUACCUGUAUUUUUCCACAAAUCAUUUGGAUCCAUUGUGUGCUCAUUAAAUUUUUCAAUCAUGCAUUUGAUUUCAGAUGGGGUUGUAACUUCUCCUUACAUAUCAAUACAGUAGUGAGUGAACUGGUGAUGAGAAUAGACAUUGUUUAUCAGCUCCAUGGUGUUAUCUGAAUAGAAAACCAAAUUCUCUCAACUUAUAUUUAUGAAAAUGUUCACCCUCUGCAUGGGAGAAUCUCACAUCCGAAUUUAGUAGUUAAAAGUGGUCAUUAUGUUUCUCUUUUUAUACCCAGAUAAAUCGUCUGGUCAAAAUAAUUUUCUGCAAAGAUGAAGCUAAGAAAUACAAGUUUUUCAAAGACAAAAAAGAGCUGUCGUGGAAGACACCACUUCACCUGGUUGCAGAGUUAAACUUCACGUCUGUGGCACAAACUAUUUUAAGUCACUACCCUGGACAGCUGUACAUAACAACAAAUCCACAUGCAGGAAAUGAUAAUAGCAGAAGCAUUCCUCUUAAGUUGGCAUUGAAACGACGCAAUGAUGAAGUUUCAACUCUGAUGAUAGAGCACAUGGGAUCUGAAAGGUAUUGUGGAUCAAUAUCAGUAUCAGGGCAACUGCCCACCUACCCCUCCCCUAACCCAACAUUAACCUUAACUUGUUGUCAAUUGACUGUUGUUGAGUUAGGGGAGGGGUAGGUGGGCUGUUGCCCGGAUACUGAUAUUGAUCUGGUAUUGUUAUACAAAAAAUUAGUCAUGAUUGUUGUUAUUUAGCUGCUUGGAUUAGUUUUUUAACUAAGUUAUAGAGGUAGAUAUAAAUGUUUUUUUUUUCAUAUUCCAUAGGGUCUUGAGGUUGUUCUCAGAUAAUGUCUAUGACAUCCCUUUGAGCUUUCAAGAGCUUGUGAAACACCCAAACAUGAAGGUAGGUAUUAAGGAUAAGGAAAAAGCCUUGUUGUUAAAACUCCUGACAGCAUAUUUUUUUGUUUUGUUUUUUUUGUUUGCUCACUUGUACUUGGAAGGAAUCACCAUAUUUUCAGGGGCAGGAAAAUCAAAAAUGCAACUUGGGCUUAGUCUUCCUUAACCCUUUAACUUCCAAGAUCUCAUUAGUAAUUCUCCUUACUGUCUGCCAAAUGAUUCUCAUCAUGUAAGUUUGGAGAAUUUGGUAUUGGAUCAAUUAGAAAUCCCAUGAUUGAUAUUUUUCUUUAUUCUCAUCACUUGUCUGCUUGAUAUUGUAUAGUUAUACUAAGGAGAAAUUCCGUCUUGGUCACUCACGGGAGUUUAGGGGUUAAGUGAUUUCCUAUGGAAAUAUAUUGAAUAAUUCCGUUCUGUAGAUAUUAAUAAGAAAUUAAUAAAUUAUGAAUAAACCCACCCAAACCAAGCAAAGACAAAAAGAGGAGUUUUACACUUAAAAGAAAGUCUAUACGGUAUCCAGAUCAACAACUUCUUGACCACUGGAAAUGAACUCUAUUUUAUUACUUUUUGGCUGCAAAUUAAGAGUCUUGUUAUCUCAUUGUCAGUGAUGUAACCCAACAACCUGUUCCACCACUGCUCCUCUCUCCUACCCCACCCAGUAUUCUCUCUCCCCUCCCCUCCCCUUCCCUCCCUUCAUCCUGUACUAAAGAUGGAGCUCUUUGAAGUGUGGGAGGUUCAUCUUGCAUAUUGAGCAAGGUGCAUACUUUUAAAAAAAUUAUUUUUUAUCUCCGCUUUUUGAACACAGGCCCGAGCUGUUCAAAUGAAAAAGUUCUAUCACAUUUUAUUUGCCAAGCAUGAUCCUAAUAAAAAGAUUUAAAAAGACUAGGAACUACACUGCAUAUUUUGUUCAACCAAUUUUACGCUACGGUUGCUGUAUCGUUGGCACCGAGCCCCGAAAAAUGUUCGUCCCUGCGUUCUGGUUUUGAAUUACCGGAAUUAUAUCCUCUACUCAGACUGGUCAUAUAAUCUUCUUCUUUAGAAAACUGUUACAGCUGUCCUCAACUGUAUGAUCAGUCCUGAUUGGCGACAUUUACCCAAAUUCAGGGAGGACUCUUCUUUGGAAAUGAAGAAGGACAUCGAGCUUGCUUGGAGCUCAGAACCGAGCGAUCCAAUCAGUUAUCAAUUUUCCUACAAAAUCUUGGACGGUGAUGAAAGCGGCAGAGACCCCACACAUGAUGAUUUCGACUGGAUGUCAAAGUCUUGCCUGUUCUUGAUCGCGAACAGUGGAAAUAAGGUAAAAUAACCGGCUCGCUUCUACGUUUUGAUAAUCCUUAGAAAGUACGUUUUGAGCUAAUUGCAUUUGAUUGACGUAUCAUAUUAUUUAACUGACACAGGAAGCCAUUCAACAUCCAGUGGUUCGACGACUUGUCAAAAGGAAAUGGAUCCACUAUGGUCAUUUUUGGUUCAGGUGAGAUAAUUACAACAUACCGGUCAUUAGAGCUUGGCAAAUAUGUCGUGUUCAAGAACACACCAUUAUAUUACCGCACGUUAAGGAGCAAUGCCUUAUUUAUUCAAAAUCAUAAUUUGCAAACCGCGAUGAUCUUCUUUAUCGUGAAGUAUCUUGGGUUAGUUCCUUUCUAGAUUUUUCGCUGUUUUUUUAGUUUGAGUUUCUUUGUAGGCCGUUGAAUGCGUGGAGGAACCCCUUGGGAUAGCAAUCAAACAAAAUAAGUAUUGAUGGGUCGUAAGGGAACAAGGAUGUUUGAAAUUGGAUGACGUUGACUUGGAUUAUAGAACAGGUUUUCUUUUGUCUCCAUCAGUGACGUUUACCUACCUCCCCUGGAAAACACCAAAAGCCACGCCUAUUCGAUAAGCUAUGAACAGUAGGAGCAAUGUCUUUAAAGAUAUACAAGCCGUGGACUCAUCACUUGCUUUUGAACUUUUUCUUCCUCAGUGUUCAGACCGGUCUGUACCUAAUUUUCCUCUUGCUAUUGUCGUUCUCGUUGCUUUACGGCGCAACUAAAUCAGACCCAACAAAAUACCAGGGAAGUGCGGACGGGCUAAGAAUGAUCUGCGAGAUUUUUGUUGUCGUGUGGAUUGCGGCCUACAUUACUGACGAGGUUAACGAAAUCGAAAAGUAAGUACAUCAUCAGUUCUUACAAUUUUUUUUUCAUGUUCUUUCGAUCGCGUUUGGGAUCGUCCGUGCAAUGGUAAAGUGAAGAAGUUUCUAUUUUUGGUAUUUUUCUCAGACGAAUAAGUCUCACUAUGAAAGACAGACCUCUUUUGAGGUCCGCACAGUAAGUCACGGACCAAGGUUUUCCCGCUCUAUGGUUCAAGCGAAGCACGCGGGCUAUAACUUCGAGUGGAAAAAACAAGGUUCGGUAACUUUUAGUACGGACAGAAAAAACGAAAUUAGUGAGAUAUUUAUUAUUUCUCUGAGCUUAAAUAGAGGGGUAAGAUUUCAAUUCAAACUUUUGAAUUUAGCGGACUGUAAAGUUAAAUACUGUAAUACCAUCCCUGAUAUCCAUUUGAUUACGGCAUUUUCUACCUUUUUUCUUUUCACGAGCUAAGAGGCUGAGCUAAGAAGUUUUUCCUUGUCUCGUUCGUCUUGUAGGAAACGCUGGAGUUACUUGAAAGUUCCACAAGUUUACUUCAAUCUGUUUGACUGGCUUGGAUUGAUACUAAUUCUGUCAGUAAUUCCUCUUCGAUUUUCACGGCAUGAAGGCCAGUGGGUUGUCGCCUCUGUGGGCUUUAUAUUCAACGUCCUUCGGCUUUUCAAGUAUUCUUGUGUAACCAGGUAAUUUUAUGUUGUUGAUAUAACGCGUUCUUCGUACAGGUAUUUUAAAACCAUAGCCGGAGUAAUCAGAGCGGCCAAUCAGAAGAAAGCCGGUGAACAUCACAAGAAAACCAAUGAGAAUUCGAAGUACAAACAGGCAAGCGACCUCAAACGCGGGAAAACGCGGGUGGCUAAGUCGCAGUGGGUUUGAGCUUUCGAUCUGAUUGGUUGAGAGGAAGGCGUGAACUUAUUAAACCAAUCAUCGAGGAGCGUUCGAGCUGCAAAAGGGUAAUAGAUCCGAAGCGCGGGAAAACGCCAGUAGUCUAGUCGCGAUCUGUUUCAGCUUUCCAACAGAUUUGUUAAGAUGAUGAUGUGAGUUUUUUAGACCAAUCAUAGGGCGAGUUACGCAAUGUCAAAUGAAUGCAAGGUUAUUUGCGACUCCCAAUUAAAAAUUGCUCUGUUUGCUUUCAUGUUUUGUAUGUGUUUUGUAGGGCAACCGGACUGUAUACAAAGACGCUAGCCAGGAUUGUGUACCGUGAUAUUACUCGCUUCAGCUGCGUUUUUCUCGUCGUAUUCUUGGCUUUUUGUGGAGCGUUUUUCUUAUCCUUACGUGUGACAAGUGAUGUCAAAGUCUUUGGGUAAAUAUAUUAGCUUUAUGUUUGCGGAUUUUCCUUCUGCUUGUAUCAGUUGAAGUUAGUAAAGAGGACGAGUCGUAAAUUAACCCAGAGCUGCACGAGUACUCGUCGUACUCACGCCGAAGAUUGUUUCGCCGAAUCUAAUAUGCUAGUAACCUUCGUCGAGUUACCGAAGAUUUUACGAUUCUUUUACCCACCAAUUAGCGUUGCACACGUAUUCACGUCUAUGCCGAAAGUUGUUAUGUCGGGUCUGUAGGUUCGUUAUGUUGCCCUGUAACCUUUGUAAAGAAAAUUUCAGGUCACUAUCUGCCUUGGGGCUUGUAAUCCAGCUGGAAAACUGGCAUUGCUCUUUCUGGUGCAUGCGUCAAUUAGGCGUUCCAUUUUUGACGCCAAGCGUGCAAAGUUGAGCGUCAAAUGUAAUCGUUUGAGCUUUGUGAUUUUCAUUAUUCUUUUUUUUAUUUAGUGGUUUUGAUAUGGUUAUGUUGAGUGGUGUCAGAGCUUUCGUGGAACAACAGCCGGCUGCAGACGAUUAUACAAAAUUCAAGUAAGGUUUAAUUAAUUUUGAAAACUCGUGUGAAUGGCCAUAUUUUAGUGUUUCACCCCUAGACCACUAAGUUAGAACCACACUGCACAGCGCAGAUUCCUCUUGCUAACCGAAUUCCGCGCUCUCUUUUAUUAAAUUGGUUAAUUGGUUAAUUGGUUAAUUAUUAAAUUUUUAUUAAAUAUUGGUCUAUAAAUCUGAGCGGACUAAAAAACAGGGUACCGAGGUUAGUAAAAUAUUUAUUUUAUCUCUGGGUUCACAUUAGAAGGGGAAGAUUUAAAUUCAAACAAACUUUUGGAUUUAGCCGGCUGUACAUUGAAAUACGGUCACGCACUCAGAGUUACUAGCUCGGUGUAGAGUUCUCCUCGGUGAAAAUUAAGAUGUUAUUUUGUUUUCGUCAUCAGAUGGCUUCCACUGUUUGUUCUUCUGACGUACAUGAUGGCUGUUAUGGUGAUACUUCUUAACAUUUUGAUCGCUCAAAUCAGUAGUACCUACUGUGAGGCUAAGAAGAAUGCCAGACUCCAGUAUGAUGUGGACAGAAUGCUCAUUAUUACAAGACUAGAACACAGCAGAUUCCACAAAUUCGUAAGUUUGUUAAUUUAAGACUUUGCCUAGUUUCUCUGCAUCGCUUAAAGUUCUUAUGGUAAUGCUUUAAUCCAUUUGCGCAAUUUCUAUUUUUCUUUUAAUACAAGUAGUCUGAUGAGGAUCCUAGCAUAUGAAAUUAUUGCUGAGUAGAGUAUACCUCCCAGUAAUAUUUUUCCUUAGUUACGCAAAACAAAUGUAUGUUCCCUCUUCACGUGCUUAACGCGACUUUGUUCUCAAAUUUUGCUACUGUUAGCCGUGAGCGCAGAUCUAUGAACUUUUUCCCGCGCUAUGGAUAACAUGCGUAGUCGUUAAUAUUCUGGCACUUUACGAAGGAAGUCCUGGUCCUACAUUUUCCUUCGCCUGGCAGAGGGACGCGGCAUAACAUAAAUUUUUAGCACUUUGUGAAACAAAGCGAGCUGCGAAUUUUCCUGCUUAAUGCAUAGGGCCAUGACAAGUUUUUUUUCCGUAAGUGUGAGAACUCACCACAGCGCUGGCUUGCACAUCCCUUUCACGUUAUGCAAAGGUUUGCUCCGUCCAGAUUAAAUAUUUGCUUAUGUCUUCUUGUUAUUUUACAGAAUCUGCGGCUAAAUUACUAUCAGGAGGAAGAAAUUAUCGACGAGAUGACUCUGGCAAAAGGUAUAAAAUACACAUAACGUUAAGAUAAAUAAAUUCACGGAACAACAAAAAGCUUACACAAGUUCCGUCGCAUCGACAUUUUAUACACACUGUCUGAUAUAACCAGAAAAAAUAGUCUUGACGUCAAAGAAAUCCCAAAAUAAUAGCUCAACAUAGAAGAAACUGUUUAAAGAAUUGGGAAUAAGUGUAAAAGAAACCAAGAUGGUUUGAUUUUAAAACAAUGAGAGUAGGUUGACGUACAGUGGCUAACUUGUGACUCACAAAUGAGUUCAGCAUCGUUUGGACUAUUGUAGCUGACUGUAUAUAACAAUCAAUGACGUAUGAAACCAACAGUAUCCGCAUACUUUCCUUUGUUAAGCUUUCUGGAGCAAGUCUCUGUUUUAAAUUGUGACUUUAGUAAUUUAAAGGAAAGAAAUGGUUAUUCAUGUUCAAUGACAGAUCUCUUAGAGUACAAUGAAGACAGGUCGCCGUGGGAGACAGUUGAGGAGAAACUGGAUGAAAUCAGGUUUGUAACCGAAUAUUUUGUUCUCAUGGGAAUUAUACUUUAGACAUUAUGGACUUUAAAAAAAAUUGUUUUGGUUUUGUCUGUUUCUUUUCAGGGCUAUCAUGCGGAAGAUCAUUAAGCGAAUACCUUUACAAGAUUAAGAUAAAGAGAGAUGAUGCGCUAGAAGAUUGAACUUAAAGUGCACAAGAACGUAAUCAGCUUCUUUGAUCGAAAUUUAAACAAUUAGAACAAAUUGCAUUUCGAAAAACGUAGUUUAAAGAAAGGUGUUUUUAGUUUUGCCACAUGAAAAACCAAAAAACAAAGAUAAAAUUCUGAGUUCGAACCCCAGGCCUUCAUACUUUUGACUGCGGUGUUCUGCCACUGAGCUCUCAAGAACUC
Pocillopora meandrina is the source of this 7435-nucleotide messenger RNA. The record is from the annotation of a GenBank genome assembly. NCBI's taxonomy places the organism in Eukaryota, Metazoa, Cnidaria, Anthozoa, Scleractinia, Pocilloporidae.